GACCGCAGACAUGAAGGCCGCUCUGGUGUUCGUCUCGGCGCUGGCCGUGGUCGCCGUCAGCGCCGCGGAGGAGAAGUACACCACCAAGUACGACAACGUCAACCUGGACGACAUCCUCGGCAACGACCGUCUCUUCAAUAGCUACGCGCAGUGCUUGCUCGAGGAUGGAGACGCCAACUGCACUGCUGAUGGCAAGGAGCUCAAGAGAAUCAUCCCCGACGCCUUAAGCAACCAAUGCGCCAAGUGCAACGAGAAGCAGAAGGAGGGAACCAGGAAGGUGCUGAAGCACCUCAUCAACCACAAGCCCGACGUCUGGGCGCAGCUCAAGGCCAAGUACGACCCCGACGGCACCUACAGCAAGAAGUACGAGGACAAGGAGAAGGAGCUGCGCGAAUAAGCACUGUA
This is a messenger RNA of Schistocerca cancellata (South American locust), 405 nucleotides long. Its product is annotated as ejaculatory bulb-specific protein 3-like. Lineage: Eukaryota; Metazoa; Arthropoda; Insecta; Orthoptera; Acrididae. The coding region runs from base 11 to 397 and encodes 128 amino acids. The record is from RefSeq and is a predicted model, not a curated record. The transcript is spliced from 2 exons.